Molecule: messenger RNA, 1299 nt
Organism: Penicillium egyptiacum
Lineage: Eukaryota; Fungi; Ascomycota; Eurotiomycetes; Eurotiales; Aspergillaceae
Source: the annotation of a GenBank genome assembly
AUGAAGCGCUUCCUGGGAUCUCUGAGCAGGCGCUCAAGCUCCAGCGACAGUGUCGAACACCGUGAAGACUCACCGGAAGCCAUUGUCCUGAAAGAAUUGACUGCCUUCUGCGAAUCGAAUGCAAAUGUGAAUCCGAAUGGCUCUCCGCGCGACGCGCAAGGAACCGAAUUCGUCCACCUCCCCAAAAUCGUCGAAGCCGCCGAGUCGAGCCCCAAUGCCGCCAAGGAGGCGGCUCUGCGCAUUCGCAAGUAUCUCUCCGAUCCCGCCGCCACCCCGAACCACACCCAGUACAAUGCGAUCAUGCUCAUGCGCAUCCUGGUGGACAACCCGGGCCACACUUUCACCCGCAACUUCGAUUCCAAAUUCGUGACGACCGUCAAAGAACUGCUGCGUACAGGACGCGACUGGCACGUGCAGAGCUAUCUCCGCCAGUAUCUGGACACCCUCGAGCAACAGCGUGCAUGGGACGAAGAUCUCAAACUGCUGCUGCAGAUGUGGGCAAAGGAGAAGACGAAAGCCUCGCACAGUCUGAACGACCGUUUCCCAAUGAAUUCCAUCAUCCCGCCGCAAGUCCCACCCAGGGCUUACCCUCACCAGCAGCAGCCACCUCGUGCACCGGCAAAUACCCUUCCCGGCCCAGCGGAACUAGCAGCCCGCAUCGAGGAGGCGCGCAAUUCGGCAAAGCUGCUGACGCAGUUCGUCCAGUCCACGCCGCCAGUAGAGCUGGAAGACAACGACCUCAUCAAGGAGUUCGUUGACCGCUGCGGGACAGCAUCGCGUAUUAUUCAAGGAUAUAUCCAGUCGACCAACCCGCCUGCGGACGAGGACACCCUGUUGACGCUUAUUGAGACGAACGACGAGAUCUCCGUGGCGCUGUCACAGCAGCAGCGUGCGAUGUUGAAGGCACGCAAGAUUAGAGGAUCUUCGUCGCCGACCUCGUCCAAUUUGAAUAGCCCCUCGCCGACGUCGCCGGCUGUCGCAUCAGGCGCUAUCAAUUUCUCUCCUCCCCCCGCAGCGCCAGCUGGGACCUCAACACAGAGUCGCGAGUCCCCUGCACCCGUCACAGCGCAGCUGCCUUCUCCGGCCAUGACUGGUGGUCGCCCACUUGGUUCCCAUCCCGUCUCGGGAUCUACGACUACCAGCCGAUAUGAAUACAACUCUGAGGAUUUCCAGGUGCGGAAUCCUUUCGCUGAUGACUAUGCUACGAAUGACUCGGACCAGGAGAGGAAUCGGGCGCAUGGUAAUUCGCAGACUCAGACUGAUCGUGUGCGCUUCCAGCCCACUGAGCAGGAGCGCUAG